Hemibagrus wyckioides is the source of this 4749-nucleotide messenger RNA. RefSeq lists its product as uncharacterized. Gene Ontology annotation, molecular function: transcription cis-regulatory region binding. The coding region runs from base 132 to 2627 and encodes 831 amino acids. Gene Ontology annotation, biological process: regulation of transcription by RNA polymerase II. The record is from RefSeq and is a predicted model, not a curated record. The transcript has 10 exons. NCBI's taxonomy places the organism in Eukaryota, Metazoa, Chordata, Actinopteri, Siluriformes, Bagridae. Gene Ontology annotation, cellular component: nucleus.
CUUUUUUUGCCUUGUUAUUUAGUAGAUGUGUAACCCGAUAGGGGGCAGAGAGAGCGAGAGCGAGAGAGAGAGAGAGAGAGAGAGAGAGAGAGAGAGAGAGAAAGGGGGGGGUGAGGGAAUGUUGGACUGCAAUGGAGCAGAAUGCCAUACAGUGGUUAGGCCCCCCGUGCUGCCUGCGAGGCUCCUUCGCCUUCUACAAGUCGGUGAGCUGCAGGCCCGAGGCUGGCGGUCCUGUUAAAAUCUGGAGACUCGGCGAGUUCUACUACGUGCGCUGUGGCCCUCAGGAGCCGGUGUGUAUCGCUGAGAUCACUCUGCUGUGGGAGGAUCAGAGACAGCGUCACCCUCUGGCCAGUGCCAGACUCUAUUACCUACCAGAGGACACCCCCAAGGGCAGGACUAAGGAACAUGGAGAGGACGAAGUCAUCGGCGUCUCUAAGAAGGCCGUGGUGCGAGUGGAGCAUCUGGUGAAAUGGACCUGUCCGGAGCCACCUCAGUGGAAACAGAACACCACGAACAUCACUGACCUCUGUGUACUGAAUGGUUCCUCUUGUUUAACAGAUCCACAGGAAGUGAAAACCAAAGAUGAUGUUUCAGGAGUUCAGCACAGGGUUAAGGUGCUCAGUUACCCGCAGUACUGCCGCUUUCGCUCCUUGCAGAAACGGAUCCAGAACAACACAGCCCGACCCAGUCCGCAAGACCCUCACCUGCUGGCUUUGGGCUGGAUAAAAAUGACUCUACACAACACCCAGAUCCUGUACUGCAGAGACACUUUCAGCCAUCCGAGUCUGGGCACCAACCCGAGUUUAACGCCCGAGUUUGGAUGCCUGUCCGUAAGCCUGAAAGGAAGACCGCGGAAACGUCGCGGCAGAGAUGGCGACGGAACCGAUCAGCAAAACCUCAACCAUUCCGAGUCAUGGAGGGAGAGAACGAAGGAAAACGUCAUAAGCAACGUGGAGACGAUCGACGGUCACUGGCUUCCGCAUCCUGAGGAGAAGAUCUUUCUGGAUCAGCUGUAUCUCUUCAUGGAGCGCCGAGGUUCCCCCAUCUGCAAGGUUCCUAACCUGGGCUUUAAAAAGAUUGAUCUUUUCCUGAUGUACUCAGUCGUCAAUAAGCUGGGAGGAUAUGAAGCGGUGACCUCUCGACGCUUGUGGAAAGUGGUGUACAACGAGCUAGGAGGAAGUCCGGGCAGUACCAGCGCUGCCACCUGUACCAGACGACAUUAUGAAAAGUUGAUGUUGCCAUAUGAGCAGCACAUAAAGGGAGGAAACCAACAGCUGAACAAACCCAAGGCUCCGGUCCCUUCAUCUGCUUCGGCUGCGUCCAUCAGGAAGGUCGUGCGAGGGAGAGUUCAGAGUGCUCAGAGAAAGAACGGGGUCACUAGUCAGGCAGCACCACCAGAUGGCGCCAGGGCGCGGAAAAGAGGACGACCUCCUGGGAAAAGGACCGUUAAAGUUCUGGUUCGGGGCAGAGUUGGUAGACCCCCGUCUCACACUAAAGCUUCGAGUGAAAAGGUAGUGAGUAAAGUCCAGCCGAUCACAGUCAUUCAGGAAGUAAGGAUUUCUCCAGCACCACCACUCACCACCCACAUGCCCCAGCAGCAGAAAGCUGAGGAAGAUCUCAAGGUGAAGCAGGAGGAUGAACCUUGCUUAUUGUCUGGACAAUCUAAGCUACAGAUUGGAGGCUCUCUGGAAGCGUUCAGCCCCACUAAGGGGAUGUGUCCUCUGGACUUCUUCAGAUCUCGUUUGGGUCUCAGUGGUGUGACUGGUCCGGAGAGAACUCAGGAGGCCUCGAUUACAAGCCAGACCAAAGCCAGGAGUCCAGAAACACCAGAGAAUUUGCAGCACCAGUGUUCUGGAUGCAACUCUGCACAUCCACCAUGGACUGGAGGCCCAAGAGAGGGCCUGACCGCCAAACCUCAGCUGCCUCCUCUGAAGAUCCUCCCGUUGGACAUUGAUUGUAGCCUUCAGUUGCACCAGCUUAUGCACACUCGCAUCGGCACGGCACAUAUGGACACGUUCACCAAGCGUCUCUCGGAAGCAUUGGCUCAGGAUCUUAGCAAAACCAACGGCCAUGCCGUGCCUGUUUCCCAGGAGCAGGCUGUGCCUCUAAACUUGAGCAAGAAGCCCACCACCAAGAGGUCUUCAGAUGACGUGGAUUCCCAACGGCAAAGAGACUCUGAGGCCAAGCGGCUAAAGAUGGAACCCGUAGAUCUUCGCCUGACUCUAAAGCAGAAUGGAGGUUCCUCAGGACAAAUGGUAGUCCAGGAUGAGCCAGCUGACCUGAGUUGUCCACGCAGGGCCAGGGCUCUUCAGGACAGGACUAGCUUAGACUUGACUGGAUCUCAGGAUUCACAAUUAUCUCCAAGAUCCGAUCUUAAUCCUUCCACAGACUCCGUUUUCCCUUUGAGCAUUGUCUCGUCAUCGGGCACCACUCUGAAAUGGCAGGAAACCGAUUUGAACCCCGUGGAUCUGAAGUUGGGCGAGACCCCUGAGAGACUUGGCGUUAAUCAGAACACAGAAUCUUGUCCUAAAGCUGAGCAGCUCUCCCAACAUAUUUCUUUCAAAGAUUCCAACACAAGGGAUUAUAAAGUUCCCUCUCUCAUUUCCAAGCCAUCCCAAAGCUGUUGACCUGCAGACAUGAAAGCAGAUCAGAGUGUAAUCUAAACGUCUAACUUACCAUUCCUCACUCCUCUCUGUCUACUAAUAUAUAUAUAUAUAUAUAUAUAUAUAUAUAUAUAUAUAUAUAUAUAAUGACAUAUAGACACUCACUGGACACUUUAAUAGCAACACUGUUCCUUUCUUCAUUUAUACAAUCACAUGGCUGCAGAGCUUCAGUAAAUGUUCCUGACUGAGAGGAGAGGAACCCCUAUAUGGCUUCAAACUGUUAUAGCUCCUCAACCUAAUGGUUCUUUGAUUUGAGAUGCUUUUCCGUUCAGCAUGGAUAUAGAGUGAUUUGAGUUUCCGUUGCUCGAGCCAGUUACCAAAAUGAAAUCUCCUUUUUUUUUUUUCCCCCAUUCAUUUGUUUGAUGUAAAAGACUCGAAACUUCAUUCUUUCGGUGCCUGAUUUGUUGCACUGCUGCUACCCGAUUGGCUGAUUCGGAGAGUCAGCAUUAACGAGCAGGGGUACAGGUGUUCUUAUUAAAGUGACCAGAUUUAGUUGGACUAUCCUGCUUCUAUGCCAAGUGUCUCAAACACUACUACUGUACUCCUUCUGGUCUGGGCGUCUUUUCUUUUUUUUUUUCUCCUAACAAAAGGCCAAUUGUCUUAUGCAGUCAAGUUUUUUUUUUCUCUCUCUCUCUCUCUCUCUCCCUCCAAGAACUCAUUAGUUUUUGAGCGGCUCAGCCAACGAAGGUCACGUCACAUGACUCUGGAAAUAUUUCGAUUUCUUUCUCUACAUAUUAACGGUGCUGUUAUUUUGACAAUACAGGAAUUCUGAAUCAUAUAUUUUAGAAACGCUCACAUUGCGAAUCACAGAUAUUUGUGUUAACUUAAAAAGCCAGUUCCAAAGGAAUUGGAUUGCUACUGUAGCUUAUUUUGGUCAUUGUCAGAAAUAUGCUAUUUUAGGCUUUAUCGUUAUUGCUUUAUAAGGGAGUCUUUUACUCCCAUUUUUUGUUUAUUUCCUGGACUCCCGUUGGUUUUAUCGUUCUGUCUUUUUAUACAUUUGUCUUUUCCUCGGCUAAUGAAGCUCUACACGUCCUUUCUUCUGCGUUUGCAGAGUGUUAUAUUUGGUGGUUGUUGAUAUUAAACUCGUGCAAUUAGUAGUUUUUAGUUUUUAAGGGUCCAGCGAGAACUUUUUAAAGGUUUUUUUAAGGGCAUUGAUUAGAUCUAUAUAUACAUACUUAUUAUUAUUUUAUUAAUUUUUGUUAAAGGCUUUAACGUAGACGAGUAAGGAGAUGUUCUCGGUCAGCGAGGGCUCGUUUUCUUUCUUUCUGUACGCAAAAUUCCUGAACAUGUUUACAGAGCAGGCGAUACGGAGACGUUGGGAGAGCUUCACAAACAAGCGUGUGUUUCCUCUGACCGGGCAGAGGUUUGAUAUGUGGCAUGAAAUCGCAAGUGGAUUUUAGAAAAAAAUGAUUAUUAUAAAAGAAGAAUAUGACUUUGCAGAUUGGAAAAAUGCUUGGAUCAUUUUAUUUUAAUUAAUAAAAAUGCAUUCUUUAUUGAGUAACUCAUUAUUCCUGCAAAUUCGUGCAAUUCAGCUUUUAUUUUUAUUUUAUUUUAUUUUUUAAAAAUCUGGUCUGAAAAUUCCCCCCAGGGUUCCUACAUUUUCUUUCCCUGUCGUUAUUGAAUAUCAGAAUUGAACUGAGCAGAAGAAAUGACGUUGCCGCUUUAAUUCAGCAGCACUCUUUAAUAAAUUGUGUCGUUAAUUCAUUAGUAUAUUUAAUUGUGCAGUAUUUGUCAUGGAUUGUUGAUUUUAUUUUAUUAUUCUUUUUGGCGAAUUUCAAUUCCAACCCUGAUUGAAAGCUAACUUUUGUUCUUCACCGUCUGUUGUUGACACGAUGCUCCUUUCAAGCCCGUGCUGAUGAAUGUGGACCAUCCAGUCUUGUCUGAUUUGUUGUUGCUUCAAACACCCAAAUUCCUGCUACACAAUACUGUGGACUGUCUGAUAGAAAAACUCCUUCUAUGUAUAAUUUUCUUUUAUUUUUUUGUUUGUUUUUAUUCAUCUUUUACAAGACAUAUUUAAAGGACCUGGAGAGAGUGGCUGACAACACCAUUACAACACUGAAUAUUUAUAAUAAAAACGUUACUCUCA